Cornus florida is the source of this 630-nucleotide messenger RNA. RefSeq names its product putative HVA22-like protein g. The transcript has 6 exons. NCBI's taxonomy places the organism in Eukaryota, Viridiplantae, Streptophyta, Magnoliopsida, Cornales, Cornaceae. The record is from RefSeq and is a predicted model, not a curated record. Bases 59 to 487 code for a protein of 142 amino acids.
UUAUCUUCUUUUCAUUUUUCAAAUUUUUUCUCAGCAACCAAACGCCAGGGGUCUCAAAAUGUUGGGAACUUUUCUUACAAGAUCACUUCUGAUUGUUUUCGGCUAUGCUUAUCCAGCAUAUGAAUGCUUUAAAACAGUGGAGAAGAAGAAGCCAAAGAUUGAGCAACUCCUGUUUUGGUGCCAAUACUGGAUUUUAGUUGCAGUGAUUACAGUUUGCGAGAGAGUGGUGGAUAAUCUUUUUUCAUGGCUACCAUUAUAUGGUGAAGCUAAGAUCGCAUUGUUUAUAUAUCUUUGGUAUCCUAGCACAAAAGGAUCAGUAUAUGUUUAUAAAACAUUCUUUCGGCCUUAUGUAGCGAGUCAUGAAAGGGAAAUUGAUCAUAAUUUAUUGGAGGUGAAGAAUAGGGUUCGGGAGCUUAGAGUUCUGCUAUGGCACAAGGCUGGAAGUUAUGGCCAGAUAAGGUUCUUCGAUAUUUUGCGUUGUGGAUAAGAACUUGCUGUUGAAUCAAAAAUUCAACUUGCUAUUUGUCGGAGUGCUUAGAUGUAUAACAUUGCUGAAUCAUAAUGAGAGUCAGACUUGGACAAUGCAACCAUUGUUAAAGUGUUAAACUAGUGUGCUAUAAUUUACUUUGA